Acanthosepion pharaonis is the source of this 1704-nucleotide messenger RNA. The record is from the annotation of a GenBank genome assembly. NCBI's taxonomy places the organism in Eukaryota, Metazoa, Mollusca, Cephalopoda, Sepiida, Sepiidae.
AUGACCGCCGCCGUCACUCCUUUUCCCCCUUUUCAUGAAGGGAAUAUAAAGAACUGGUUCCUGCAAAUGGAAGCUAUCUUUACAGUCAGAAGGAUUACAGACCAAAAAACAAAGUUUGGCCACGUGGUGGCGGUUUUGCCACCCGCCAUUGUCGACGAAGUAGCAGAUUUCCUAGAAGCCGUUCCUGAAGUAGAGCCCUACGCCCGAUUAAAAGAAGCGAUCUUACGGAGAAUGGGCCGUACGGAGGAAUCAUUAAUCCGGGAACUAUUUAGCAACCUAACUUGCGAUGGCAGGACUCCCUCCCAACUCUUUCGUUAUAUGAAAAGCCGACUCGGCAAAAAUACCAUGGCUGACUCUAUAUUGAAAAGCUUAUGGCUGGACCGUCUCCCCACCACCAUUACACAAAUUUUGGCGCCCAUGUCCGAAAACACCCCGAUCGAUCAAUUAGCGGACGCCGCUGACCGUAUUUUCUCGCAACUGGAUCAUCGGACAACGCCAGUACACAGUGCUGAAGCGACUGGGGACCACAGGUCCUUGGAAAAAACAGUGGAGGAUUUGCAACGCCAAGUUAGAGAUUUAACGUUAGCUAUAGAAAGCCAUGGUCGAAGCCGGUUCCCCUCCCGCCGGCGCUUCAGAAGUCGACCUCGCUCGUCCAGUCGGAACAAGGAUGCCACUUCUACUACGUGUUACUACCACCGACGAUUUGGGUCUGCAGCACACUACUGCACCAAGCCGUGUUCCUAUACUGCGGUCGCGGGAAAACAAAACCGCCAGCGAGUGAAAGUGACUAAUCUCGCUGGCAAGGCAUUUUCACCAAAACUUAGUCGCCUCUUCUAUGUGACGGAUACACGUAAUAAUUUACGUUUUUUGGUUGACACCGGCGCUGCCAUUAGUGUCUUACCUGUGCGUGAUAAAGCACGUAAACAACCUUUCCAGCUCCGCCUACAAGCAGCAAAUGGUUCCAGUAUUAAUACUUACGGUACGAAGUCCCUUAUGCGACGAGACUUUACUUGGAAUUUUACUGUUGCUGACGUCCAGAUGCCGAUAUUAGGUGCCGAUUUCCUGGUGCACUAUGAUCUCGCCGUGCGAAUGAACGACCAUUCCCUGACUGACAACUUAACAAGACUGUGUGUUCUUGGCACUUAUUCUAAACUUACCACCACUGGCAUCACCGUGGCAACGUGCCACAAUAAAGAGUACUUAGACUUAUUGAAUCAGUACCAGGACCUCCUGCGUCCUGCUGGAUCUAUUGAUUCAACUAAACAUCAAACACAGCACUUUAUUAAGACCACUGGUCAACCUGUUUUUACCCGUCCUCGUCGUCUAGCACCUAACAAAUUAAAAUUCGCAAUGAAAGCUUUCGACGACAUGCUACGAGAGGGUGUUAUUCGUCUGUCCGACAGUCCCUACGCUUCCCCUCUUCAUUUGCGGCCUCUUACGCCGGCCUACACAGGCCCAUACCGCGUUCUUAAACGCGCGGACAAAUAUUUCCAAAUACAAAAAGGUAUUCACACCGACAACGUUUCAAUAGAUCGGUUGAAACCUGCCUUUAUAGAGAAACCGUCGUCUCAUACUACUUCCCAAUCAACUCCGCAAGUUCAGGAGAAUUUCAAGACACCUGUCUCUCUCGACAAACCUAAGUAUACCAGCUCCGGUCGAAAAGUCACCUUUCCAAAGAAAUUUGAAACAUUCUACUAUUAUUAG